Closterium sp. Yama58-4 is the source of this 837-nucleotide messenger RNA. Lineage: Eukaryota; Viridiplantae; Streptophyta; Zygnematophyceae; Desmidiales; Closteriaceae. The record is from the annotation of a GenBank genome assembly.
AUGAUUGGUGCUCAGAAGGAGAGCACAGAAAAAGCUGACAGUCGUUAUGUCGAGCUGGGUCUCGUCCCUCCCCCGCCUGACCACGGCGAAGAGGAGGCGCGGAAAAAGGAGGUAAUUAAAGCCGUCCUUAGGCCCGGAUCGGGCAAGAUCCAAGCUAAGAAGGAGCGGCGAUUAGGGAGAAUACCGAGCAUAGUGUUUGAGCAAGAGGAUGGUCACCUGGGCGGGCGAAAACGGCUGGUGUCCGUCGAUCGGAAGCAGAUCGGACGGCUGGUGAAGAAGUUCGGGCGGCCGUUCUUCGUGUCGCAGGUGUUCGACCUCGAGAUUUCCGCGGAGGGCGCGGAAGCGGCGGAGGGGGGAACGGCGGGAGCGGAGGGCGCGGAAUCCGCGGAGGGGAAAGCGGCGGGAGCGGAUGGGGGGGCGGAAGGAUCAACGGUGGAGAGCGUCCGUAUGAGAGUGAUUCCGAAGCUGGUGCACUGGCAUGGAGCCACGGACGAGAUUCUCAACGUGACCUUUCUCAAGCUGCCCGAACGCGAAAGUGCGCGAGUUAAAGUGCCCGUGCCAUUGGUGUUUGUGGGCGAGGAUGCCUGCCCGGGCAUAAGGAAAGGAGGUUGGCUCUACACCAUGCGUCGCACUCUCCCGUUCUCCUGCCCGCCCUCCGCCAUCCCCCCAUUCGUCGAAGUCGAUCUCUCAGCGUUGGAUGUGGGCCACAAGAUCACCCUUGCUGACGUGGCAAGGCAGGUGGAUCCACGGCUCAGAUUGCUCCUGGCAGAUGUGUCUCAUCCCGUCUGCAAGAUAGCUGGCAGCAGGUCAUUGGCCAAGGAGGCAACGCCUGCAUAA